AUUACAAUAUCGAAAUGUAGGUUUUCGAAAGGUAUAAAAACGGUAUCAUCAAAGCCUGAAGCACAGCCCAAAAGCAUAUAUUCCAACCCCACACCUAAGACUAUAUGCAAAGCACAGAAAAAUUCAAGAGGAUGCUGUUCUCUUUUACACCCGCUGCCAACAGACUGGGUACCUUUGCAUGAAAACCAUGCAAACAUAUAAACAUAAGACUUGUAACAGUCAAAAUAAGGAGGCUUUAGAAGAAGACUAGAAGCCAAAACAGCAGGAACAGAAAUCCAUGCACACCUCACAUGGACCUUCCUUGCUGUCAUUCUCUCAAGCUCUCAUUCCACUAAUGUGUGUCAGAGUAUCAGACUCCACCUACCCAGCUACAAAUUCCAACUUCAGUUCAUUGUUGGGAGUCAUCUUCCAAUUUCCUUUGCUGUAUUGUGUGAAUCUGCUGUUCAUAUGAAUAUAUAUAAUAAGAUUGGGAUGUGGGGUGUGUUGAUUUCAGUGUGUUUGGCUCAAUUUGUGUGGUUCUUGAAUCCUGUAGUUUUACUUGGUGAACACUUCUCUGUGCAGUGUAGUGAUAACUGACGCAUAUGAUUGAAAGAGGGUCUUUGGAUGGCUAGAUAAAGAUGGAAGCACAAAGUGUUAUAACUCGGUUUCAAAAUUCUGGUGUGUUUCGGACCCAGGGCCUUAUUGGAGGAAAAUGGACUGAAGCUUAUGAUGGCAAGACUAUUCAGGUCCACAACCCUGCUACUGGUGAAGUUAUAGCAGAUGUUCCAUGCAUGGGUCAGCCUGAGACAAACGAUGCGAUAUCUUCAGCUUAUGAGAUGUUCAAUUCUUGGAGCAAAGUUACUGCGAUUGAAAGGAGCCAAUGCCUGUGGAAAUGGCACGAUUUACUCAUUGCCCAUAAAGAAGAGCUUGGUCAACUUAUAACACUAGAGCAAGGGAAACCUCUAAAUGAAGCCAUUAUUGAGGUCAUCAUUGCGGCUGGCUACCUUGAGUUCUUUGCAGAGGAAGCAAAACAUGUAUAUAGUGAUAUAAUUCCAUCGACAGUAGCUGAUUGCCAGUUGUUUGUUAUAAAACAGCCUGUUGGUGUUGUUGGUGCAAUUACUCCAUGGAACUUUCCGUUGGCUAUGCUUACUCAGAAGGUUGGCCCUGCCCUAGCUUGUGGCUGCACGGUGGUUUUAGAGCCCUCUGAACUUACACCCUUGAUAGCCUUCGCAGCAGCUGGGCUUGCGCUUGAAGCAGGAAUACCAUCGGGUGCUCUGAAUGUUGUCACGGGAAAUGCUCCUGACAUUGAGCAUGCUUUACUUGCAAGUCCAAAGGUAAGAAAAAUAACAUUUACAGGCUUGUCAGCUGUUGAAAAGAAGAUAAUGCCAGGUGCUGGUGAGACUCUUAGAAAGGUAUCUCUUGAACCUGGCGGUAAUGCACCUUGCAUAGUUUUUGAUGACACGGACCUGGGCGUGGCAGUAAAAUCAAUUCUGGCCGUGAAAUUCCAUAAUAGUGGGCAAACAUGUAUUUCUGCCAAUAGAAUACUUGUGCAAGAAGGUAUUUAUGAAAAAUUUGCCGCUGCUUUUUCUAAAGCUGUCACGAGUCUGCAAGUUGGGGAUGGGUUUUGUGAAGGUGCGACCCAGGGUCCACUAAUUAAUGAAGCUGCAGUGCAAACGGUUGAGUCAUUAGUUCAAGAUGCUAUCUCAAAGGGAGCAAAACUCCUCCUUGGGGGUAAAAGACACAAUCUGGGGAUGACUUUUUAUGAGCCCACAGUAAUCGGUGAUGUCAACAACAAGAUGCUUAUAUCAAGGAACAAGAUAUGUGGACCUAUUGCUGCCCUUCUACGUUUUAAAACCGAGGAGGAAGCCAUCUGCAUUGCAAAUGACACUGAUGAAGGUUUAGCUGCCUAUAUUUUCACAAAAAACCUACAACGAUCUUGGCGUGUCUCUGAAGUUCUUGAAUAUGGACUUGUUGGUGUGAACGAAGGAUUAAUUCCGACAGUGAUGGCUCCGGUUAGUGGGUUUAAGAAUACUGGUCUUGGACAAGAAGGAUCCAAAAAGGGCAUGCUUGAAUAUCUGGAAGUCAUAACAAGAGAAAGAGUUAGGAAUAAGUGGUUUUGCACAAUUGUAAUCUAUUCAAAUGUGUGUAGACUAGCUUUGAAAAACUUUGUGGUUUGUUGUAAAUGUUUAUGGUUUUGUGUUCUAGUGGAUGGUAUUAGUUCUCAAGCUUAAGCUUUAAUAUGAUCUUCACAUACAAAGCCUCCUUUCUUCAUUUGUAAGUCUGCAAGGUCACCCACAUUUUGUAUCACAAUUUUCAUAAUCUAGGUGGGUGCUUUUUGCAAAA
Vitis riparia (riverbank grape) is the source of this 2322-nucleotide messenger RNA. RefSeq names its product succinate-semialdehyde dehydrogenase, mitochondrial-like. The coding region runs from base 618 to 2210 and encodes 530 amino acids. Gene Ontology annotation, molecular function: succinate-semialdehyde dehydrogenase (NAD+) activity. NCBI's taxonomy places the organism in Eukaryota, Viridiplantae, Streptophyta, Magnoliopsida, Vitales, Vitaceae. The record is from RefSeq and is a predicted model, not a curated record. The transcript is spliced from 20 exons.